This is a messenger RNA of Strongylocentrotus purpuratus (purple sea urchin), 1967 nucleotides long. Its product is annotated as protein mesh-like. The transcript has 10 exons. The coding region runs from base 171 to 1952 and encodes 593 amino acids. Lineage: Eukaryota; Metazoa; Echinodermata; Echinoidea; Camarodonta; Strongylocentrotidae. Gene Ontology annotation, biological process: cell-matrix adhesion. The record is from RefSeq and is a predicted model, not a curated record.
GCAGGCCCCAACGAACACUGCCCCGCCAAAUACUGAUUUCGGCGUAUGGUCUUGUACGCAGGGAAGCUAUAUCGAGAUGUGUUAAGGCAACCAAUUGGAAUAUUUCAACCUGAGACUGUAAAUCUAUGCAUCCGUCUUUUGGAAUCUGUCUGAAAUCUUAAGUUGUCAUCAUGAUUGGCGAGAGGAAAAAGAACUCAUUUUGUACUCGUCUUGUUUUAAUGUUAUGUUUAACCUGGGCUGCCGAGUCUCAAGCUGAAUUAUACCCUUCCGGCACCGGCAAUGGUGAUACUGCACUCAGCAAACAGAAUAACAUUGCACAACGUGUGGCGUUGGAUAAAGCCUUUCCUUUCGGUGGGAAAUACCACAGCACAUUAUAUAUAGGUGACAAUGGAGUUAUUUCUUUCGAUGAAGAAGUUUCCGAAGAGUCGGAUUUAGCCAGAAACAGACAUUUGCCGUAUUACUACGACGUUGACGGCGACGGGCGAAUUGAGGACCCGGAUACAAUCUUUGCAUUUUGGGCCGAUGUGGAUAUUACAGGUGACGGAGGUAACGUAUAUUACCGCGUAACAAGCAGCACUACAACACUCGACCAAGCGACUGCAGACGUCCACACCUACUUCCGGAGCAAUUUCGACUUUAGAGCUCAAGUCGUCAUUGUGGUCACGUGGGACCAAGUCUCGUUUUUCGACCAAACAGGUGCCUCGGAUCCACGAAAUACAUUUCAGGCGGUCCUUAUUCACGACGGGCAGGAAUCUUUCGUCCUGCUUAACUAUGGAUCUAUCACUUGGGUCGUUGGGACAAGGAUGGAUGGAGAUCCCAAUACUGGUCUCUACACUGAUACACAACUUGGCAUUGCAAUCGUUGGUUUUCUAAUGGGUGACGGUACGAUUGUAAAAAACUUCGCCUACGAACAAGAUACACUGCGGUCAUUGAGCGCAGACAGCAACGUCGAUGUUGAAGGAGUGUAUGCCUACAAGGUUGACGGUUCUUCGGUUAUUGAUCCGGUCUGCAAUGCUGCACCUGAAGCAGAGUUGUCCAUCACACCAGCCCGGUGUGGAAUGAUGGGAGGCGAGAAAAUCUACCUCUACGGACCAUGCUGGGCGGUGGAGAAAGUUCAGACCUGUGUAUUCUCUUAUGGCGGAGAGAUCAUUCAGCAAGUCAACGCUACAGUCAUCAACACCAAUGAAGCCUACUGUGUCCCAGAGCCUUUCUUUCUCGUUGGUGAAGUCACCGUCACGGUGUUAGAGGCAGGCGAUGAGCUCGCAAACUCGCCCUCAACAAUCUACUCCGUCAUUGAAAGUGGGACAGUCACUCCAACUGUCACUAGGCAAAACUCUGGUACUUCCUCGUGGGACAAAGCCGGAAACUCUCUACAAAUCACUUGGGACGUAGAUCAAGAAAGCUUUGGCCCCUCCGACAGCGCCCUCUCGAUAACUGUUCUAGCAUACCGCGAGGACAACCCUGGGCCUCGGUGGGUAAACGUAUACAUGAUAACAAACGCCACUGCAGAUGAUGGCUCGUUUACGUUCACUCCGACGGCACAGGUGGACGUGACAGAGGCGAAUGCAUUCGGUGUCAUUCGAAUUACCGGAAUGGAUAACGGUCGUCAACGUGUUCUCUGGAGUGACAUACACCCUCUUGGCUAUCUUUUGGAACAGUCUUACCAGGACGAUUCUGUCAUGUGGGCCACGGAGAAAUGCAAUGAGUGGAUUACAGCAGACAACGCCAAGGGCGCCUUUCUUAGUAACCUACCGGCUUGCCCGUGCACCCUUGACCAGGCUGAGCAGGACGUCGGGAACUUCAUCACUGAUCCAUCAUGCUAUCCAGAGGGCGGAGAAGACACUUGCGCCGAGCACGAAGGAGCCAUAUCCUGCUUUUUCAGCGCUUAUGCAACGUUUAUAAGCCUUGAUGAUUCUAUUUUGUCUCCUUUGCUUUGCCUGUCAUCUACAUGAUGGUCUUUUUCAUCC